AGUGGGCAUUUGUCCCAUUUGCUCUUGCCAAAUUGAUCAGUUAGCAAGAGCAAACAGGACAAAUGUCCACUUUUGUCAAAAAGGUGGGAUUAGGAGGAAUGUGGGGGGGACAAGCGGCGAUGCCAGCCCUAUGCAGGAGGGGAGGCAGGCAGGGCUUGAGAGAGCAGCAACACCAAUCCCAGCCUCGCAUGGGGGGCGAGCAGCGACGACAGCCCCAGCCUUGUGCAGGGAGAGGGAGAGGGGGGAGGCCUCGGGCGAGCAGCUCAGGCCAGCCCCACGCGUGGAUGGGGAGAGGGCUAGCCUCACAUGGUGCCCCAUUUUCCCUUUGGGAAAUAUGGUCACCCUACGGAAACCCCAAAAUGUCCAAGAUGGUGUCCUAGCAAAACGCUGUGUGUGUUUGUAGGGGGUCCACACCAGGGCCAGCUUUAGGACCUGCGGGGCCCGAUUCAAGUACCUGGCGGUGGUCCAGGUCUUUGGCGGCACUUUGGGGGCAGGGGGUCCGCUCCGUGUCUUCCGUGGCACUGAAGGACCCCCCGACGCCAAAAUGCCGCCGAAGACCCCGGAGGACCUUCCCCCCCGACACCGGAGCGGACCGCUGCCGGAUAAGCCUAAGGCAUGGGGCCCUCUUACCUGAUUCCAGGGAAUCGGCCUAAAGCCGGCCCUGGUCCACACAAUCAUUACCCUGAGGUAAAGCAGCAGUGAGCAUGUGCCAAGUUAAUAGCUACUGAGCAUGUGCAGGAUGAGGUGAGAGGGGGGUAGACCAGCUGGCUGGACACAGCCCACUCAGACCGGUUACAGCUAGUUCUAAAGGUCAGAGCUGUCAAUCAUCGCUCUGAGCUACUGGUUGGUACUGAGCAUAUGUGAAUGAGAUAAUUGCUGCUAAGAACAAAAAGACAUAGGGAAGGAGCCUUAGUGCAGCAUAAAAAACUGGCUGCCAGGAAGUAGAUUUGGAUUUGGAGCGAGCGAGCGCAGUUGGGGGGAGGCGGAGGGAGAAAUUGGAAGCCAGCAAAAAUAUCUGCUGAAAGAGCUGCCAGAGGGAGAGAUCACAGGGGCUGACCAAGAGGGCAGAAGAACAGCUUGGAAAGACAGUUGAAGGAGGCUGAGACAGCAGCAGUAAACAGCAGCAGCAGCAUUAAUAACACAAUAACUAAUGCAUGAAAGGACAGAGUAAGGAAAGCUGCUGUGACCAGGGCAGAGAAACAGGAAGCACCUGCAAUUUAAAGGGAUACUUUAUAAAUCUGUUGGUGACCGUGACCUUCGAGGAGGUGGCUGUGUAUUUCACUGAGGGGGAAUGGGCACUGUUGGAUCUGGCUCAGAGAGCCCUGUACAGGGACAUCAUGCUGGAGAAUUACAGGAAUGUGACCUCGUUGGGUUUUCCAAUUCCCAAGCCCAGCGUGAUCUCCCAGCUGGACCAAGGAGAAGAGCCGUGGGUCCCUGAUCUCCAGGGGUCCCAGGCUAGAAAGAUCCAGAGAAACAUCCCCAGAGCAGGUGAUGAGACGGUGAGUGAGAGCAAUGAAGAGAGUCCUUGUCCGGCCGGUCCUGAGCAAAUGGAACUGAAGGGGACGUUGCUGGGAAGAUGUGAAGGGGAUGAUUCCCAGAUUCCUGGGCAAGGACAAGCCCAAGAAACUCAGUGCAGGCCAGAGAAGCAGCAGGGAACCCCUCCAGGAAAGAUACUGGGUGAAUCCACUUGCCGAGGGGGAGGUUUGGAAGAAUCUAAUAAAGUCACGAUCCAGCCAAGAACCUGCACUAAAGAGAAGCAUUUCGAAUGUGCUGAGUGCAGGAAACGCUUUAGUUGUAAAGAACACCUUGUUAGACAUCUGAGAGUCCACACUGGAGAGACCCCGUAUCACUGCCCCGAGUGUGGGAAACAAUUCAGUGACCAAUCAAUCCUUAUUAGACAUCAGCGAACCCAUACAGGAGAGAGACCCUAUAAGUGCACUGACUGCGGGAAAAGCUUCAGUCAGAGGUCAGGCCUUAUUACACAUCAGACAGUCCACACAGGAGAGAAAUGCCAUAAAUGUCCUGACUGUGGACAAACCUUCACUCAGAGAGGGCAUGUUACUAGACAUCGGAGGACUCACACGGGUGAGAGACCCUAUGGAUGCCCAGAGUGUGGAAAAAAGUUCGCUUCCACCUCUGACCUUAUUAUACAUCAGAGAAUCCACACAGGAGAGAAACCCUAUAACUGCCCCGACUGUGGGAAAAGCUUCAGUCACAGCCAUCACCUUACUGACCAUCAGAGAAUCCACACAGGAGAGAGACCCUAUACCUGCCCCGACUGCGGGGAAAGCUUCAAAAGUAAAUCUGGCUUCAAAGUCCAUCGGAGAAGGCACACGGGAGAGUGCCCCUAUCAAUGUUCCGUCUGUGGGGAAAGGUACAAAACUAGGAACUCUCUAACAUGCCACAUGAAACACCACACAGAAUAGUGCCAGACACUUCCCCUCCUCUCUCUGCAUCUGUAGAGAUAGGAAGAACCAUGAGGAUAAUAAACAGUUGCCCAAUGCCCUAGGAAGUCAAGUGGCACCACUAUUUACUUGUGUGCUGUGUAUCUCAGGAGGACGGAGGCACCAGGAGAGUGACAUUAUUAUUAUUACUGUCUUGCAUUAUUCUCUGACACUCUCCCAUCCCAUCCCAGCUCCCUCUGUCAUGAGGAGGCUUCUACUGAGCCAAAGGGUUUACCUGGAUUUCCUAGUCCCUGUUUUUAGGCAGGGACUUAGUUCACAUUGUUGCACACAGGGAUUAUUCUGUAAAUUGCUGCCCUGGGAGGCAUUUUCUCCCUGUUUCUGCAUGGUGGGGAGAGCAGGGGUCUGAAAUUUCUGGAUAGUUGGGUGUCAGUGGAUUGUUUAUUGUUCAUUGAAUUAUUUUCUGGGUAUUGCUCAAUUAUGUGUUUUUCCCCCAACUAAGAUGUAAAUAAAACUUUUCUGGCAAAUCUCA
Molecule: messenger RNA, 2934 nt
Organism: Chrysemys picta bellii (western painted turtle)
Lineage: Eukaryota; Metazoa; Chordata; Testudines; Emydidae
Product: gastrula zinc finger protein XlCGF8.2DB-like
Biological process (GO): regulation of transcription by RNA polymerase II
Molecular function (GO): RNA polymerase II cis-regulatory region sequence-specific DNA binding; DNA-binding transcription factor activity
Source: RefSeq, a predicted model, not a curated record